Cuscuta epithymum is the source of this 2537-nucleotide messenger RNA. The record is from the annotation of a GenBank genome assembly. NCBI's taxonomy places the organism in Eukaryota, Viridiplantae, Streptophyta, Magnoliopsida, Solanales, Convolvulaceae.
UAAUGGAGAAGAAGAAGAAAAUGUGUAUAGAAUGAAUAUUUGUUAUAUGAGUUACAAGCCUCCUAUAAGGAGUAUAUAUAGGGAAAAUCCGGGUCUGGGCCUCUAAUAUGGGCCUGACAGACCCGGUUACAUAAAUGGACUGAUAGUAUAAAAAGCUAAUCUAGAACAUCUGAAUAAUAAUAAUAAUGUACAAUAAUAUUAAUGAUAUCUGCUAAACGUGUGUGGGCCGCUAUCCAUGCCUAGUAGUUGGCAUACCGGGGGGUCGGAGUCCAUAUAAUCCAUCAGGAGUCCCCCACUCCCUGAGUCGAGAGUACUCGAGGCGAAAGGGAGUAGACCAAACUGUAUCUGCAACGUUCUUCCUCUUCGGCCGGGGGACCACCACCCUUGUCAAUGAUGGGGAGGUGCCUCGUUAAAAACCUUUACUAGGAAAAAACCCAGCGGGAAAAAAUCCUAAUAAAGGGAAAAAGAGUACACCUAGCGCCCCUAACAUAAAACAAGGAAGGUAGGCCCCCUCCGGCAUAAUCAAUCUAGCUCAGCUCCUCUUCAACUGACUCAGCUCUCGUUCCUGCUCUUGCGUGAUAUUUUCUGCUCAUCUAGAAACUCUGACCCCUCAGUCCCCCAGUCCCCACUCUUUGAGGCGAAUGGAGACGAGGUGAAAAUGAGUAAAGUCAUCUUCGUACCUACACAUUUAUCAUACAUAUAAAAAAAAUUCUUGGGAUUUAUGUUCCCGAUCGGGAGUUCGUCACUUGAAACAAGUGGAGAUGUGAAUUGUUAAUGUAAUGAUAAAAUACUUAGUAGAAUGGAUGUGUGAGCCAUUCGUAAGCAACGGUCGCCACUCGAGGAAUGACUAAGACCGGUCUUCGUACCCGACUUGGUCGGGGUUUUGUCUUCAUGCCCGACUUGGUCGGGGCUUUGUGCCUGAGGAGACAGGGCUUUGUGCCUGAGGAGCCAGGGCUUUAAAUCCUAGUGAUGGGUCUCAAGCCACACUCUACUAGGUAUUUGAUCAUAAGUGCGUGAUAGUGUGAUGCUCGCCCGACAAAAAAUUAAUUUAAAUAAAAAUAAAUAAUAUGAAAAUUAAAGAGUACUUAUCUUUUUGAAGUGGGCUGAAAUAUUGGACUGCUUGGGCUAAAAUAUUGGGCUGAUGUUGAAAUUGGGCUGAUGUUGAAAUUGGGCCUGUUGAAAAGCUUAGUCGGAUAACAUGUAGUGUGACCCACUGCUAUCAAUUUUGAAAUUGAUUUGAUUCCCUUUUUGCAAUUUUGACUUGGUCAAAAUUUCCCACAUCCUUGCAAGAGCCAAAGAUCCCAAUUAUUCUGCCAAAAAAAUACGCUGCCCUCGGUUUAAGCUUGAAAGGAAACUGGCCUUUCAUUUUUUUGCUUCAAUCUUGCCGACGUGGUCAGCUUGAGACCAAAGCACUUCUGCGGAUAUCUUUUGGAAAAGGCAGAUGAAGACCCUUUCUACCAACCCAGAUGCAGUCCGCACAUGCCGGUCAAUUCCUGCCGAUGGAAAUUGUGGUCGCGACAGGGCAAGGACGGUCUGGGGAUGCGCUCCACCUUUGCUGCCGCCGGAAAUGGAGGCGAGAGAGGCAGAUGGUGGCCGUCGGUCAGAAGGAAGUGGCCUCCGACCCCUUCCAUCAUCAAGCACUGCCGGUCCUCGUGCUCAAAUGUCGCCUGCUCGGACCGUUGUGCGCUUGGUAAUAUCUUUGGUCGUCGUCGUCGGAGAGUGGAAGAGGGCUCGCCGGAACAGAAGCUGCUUCGUGCCACGUUGACCUGCCUCCGGCGAGAUUUGGACUGGAGGCUUUGCACCGGGAGCUCGUUGUGGCCAUUAAUGGAAGAUGUUUGAGGCUGAGCUCCAGCAACCGAGGUGACCAUGAAGAUGCCAGUCCUGGACCUGGCUCCAACCUUCGAUCUGCGAUGGCGACCGGAGACGCGGCGGAGCAGCGAGGAGCUGGGCGGCGCUGGGACUGAGGUGGAGGAAUGGGCGGAGAACGAGGAUGCCGCGUUUCGCUGGGUUUCGAGGUGCUCUAGCCAAUUGCAAGGUGAAGAAGAGAGAUGCUAUAACCUCAGGCUGUUUCAACUGGCAGAUUCAUUAGGCAUCACGCGCCGGCGGGGUCAAGGAGCGGACAGCCAGGGGAGGGACGACCAUUCGUUCACCAGUCUGGGUCGGAUCUGGAACUCCUGUUGACUGCGAGCUGCAACAAUUGAUCGAUCAGUUCGGAUCUAACCGGGAUUGUUCCAGAUCCGAGAGAUUUCAGAUUUUUCACGGGUCAUGGUCGGAUCUGGUCACUUUGAGCUGCUCUGGUUGACCAGCCAGCUCCGAUCUAGCAGGAACUGCUCCAGAUCUGGACAGUUCCAGAUUAGUUUUUUUGUGAGUGGGAAGAAUUUUUGGUAAUUCGGGAGGGUUUCUCACUUGAUUGUGUUCAACCUCUCAACGAGAGCACCAUAGUUGGAUAAUUGAUACCCAUAUUGUAUAAACAGGAGAAAUUGAACAAGAAUCAAAAGGAGUAAUGGAGAAGAAGAAGAAAAUGUGUAUAGAAUGAA